AUGCCCUGCACGGAAUUUGCGCUUCUCCCCCUCACAUCCCCGCUUUCUCCCCGGCUGAUCCCCAAACUCCGCACGUGCAAACAUGUGCUCGAGAGAGCGUCGGGUUACCCUUGUCAUUUCUAUCAACAGGUGGAAAAUCCUUCGUAUAUGUAUAUUGUCGGGACGUGGGAGAGUCCGGAACAUCAUGAGAAGUUUCUGCCGAGUGUGGAGAAUCUGGGACUUUUUGAUUUGUUGAGGGGGGAGGUGGUGCUGGGGGUGGGGAUUGGAGAGACGGUGGAGGGGAGGGGGAUCAGGAUGUGGCAUUUGGAAGGCGACGCACUCAGUUCCCUCCGAACAGGAAUAGAUGAAGGAAUCGGAGAAGAAGACGCAAAGAAAAAAUCUCCCUUCAGUGCACCCAUCAUAUCAUGUAAUAGACAUUACAUAUCAUCCCACAACAGGGAAGGAUUUAGUGAGAAGUUUAACGAGGUAAAACACGCGUUGGAGAACGAAACGGAAGAGUAUGAGGUUGAGGGCGGGUGGAGGAUAGAAAAGGAAGCGGAGGAUAAGGAGGAAUGGGUUAUGUUUUGUGGGUGGGAGAGUGUGGUGAAACAUAUGGGGUUUAGUAAGAAGGAGAGCUUUAAGGAGUGGAGAGGGAUUGUGGAUUGGGUGGAAGGGUUUGAGGUUAGGCAUUUGAGGUUGAUUGAGGGGUUGUGAGUCGGGAGCAAAAUGAUGGAAAUGAUGGGAAUGAUAUUUGAUUAUAGAGCAAAUCGGCUUGGUUUCGCUGAAUGGUUGAAAGUAUUUGAAUCCUAGCUACUCUUGGUUAUAUAGUUUCGCGUAUAUUUAGUGUUGAGAUAACCCUCGGUUUAUACGUUAUUAAUAGUUGUUAAUAGAACACCGGGACUUCUCUUCCUC
Molecule: messenger RNA, 891 nt
Organism: Botrytis porri
Lineage: Eukaryota; Fungi; Ascomycota; Leotiomycetes; Helotiales; Sclerotiniaceae
Exons: 2
Coding region: 1-693 (230 amino acids)
Source: RefSeq, a predicted model, not a curated record